Molecule: messenger RNA, 927 nt
Organism: Penicillium coprophilum
Lineage: Eukaryota; Fungi; Ascomycota; Eurotiomycetes; Eurotiales; Aspergillaceae
Product: putative NUDIX family hydrolase
Exons: 2
Coding region: 1-927 (308 amino acids)
Biological process (GO): ribose phosphate metabolic process; nucleoside phosphate metabolic process
Molecular function (GO): ADP-ribose pyrophosphatase activity; ADP-glucose pyrophosphatase activity
Source: RefSeq, a predicted model, not a curated record
AUGAACUCCAUCCGCCUUGCCGCGCGACACUUGAGGCCAACACAGCCCGUCCCCACACGCAGACCGACCAUCAGCAUCCCCAAAGUCAAAACAAUCAAAAUGUCGACAUUUACAAUCCCCGGCUCAAACCUCAAUGUGAAUAGCAUCCCAGAUCUAAGCCAAGAUGAUUUACUUUCAUUCCCAGCCUUCAAAGUCUGGAUAGCAACCCUCCAGCAAUCCCUCGCGCGACAAGAACACCCCUCGCACGAGUUCCACAGUGACCCGUAUAUCUUGCGCAAAAUUGAUAUUCAAUCGGUCGACCGCUUCGGUGGCGGGAGAUUAGGCUUCGUUAAAUUGAAAGCGGACGUCUCAAAUGGCCAGGGCGAGACUUUACCCGGCAGCGUAUUCCUGCGGGGUGGCAGUGUUGCCAUGCUCCUUAUCCUCCAACCGGAUGAUAUAGCCUCCCCGACUGAAAAUGACAAGCGGGCUAUUAUGACCAUCCAGCCCCGUAUUCCAGCGGGCUCACUGGCGUUUCCGGAGAUUCCGGCUGGGAUGCUUGAUGACAGCGGGACGUUUGCUGGGGGUGCGGCCAAGGAGAUCCAGGAGGAGACGGGAUUGCAGGUUGAGCAGAGCGAUUUGAUUGAUAUGACUUCACUGGCGCUGCAGGCUGCGCAAGAGCCUGGUGGCGGUGAGCGUCUGCAGCAAGCCGUUUACCCGUCUCCUGGAGGGAGUGAUGAGUUCAUUCCACUGUUUUUGUGUCAAAAGUCUAUGCCUAAGAAGGAGAUUGAGGAGCUACAGGGGAAGUUGACGGGGUUACGGGAGCAUGGGGAGAAAAUCACGCUCAAGAUUGUGCCUUUGGCGGACUUAUGGAAGGAGGGGCUUAGGGACGGGAAGACAUUGGCUGCUUGGGCUUUGUAUCAGGGCUUGAAGCAGGAUGGAUUGCUUUGA